CGAGAACGCUUCAGUCGCGUGUUGAUCGUCGUUCGGAGCGCUGUGUUUUCUCUUCGGAAGUCUCGUUGUCAGUGUCUAAACCCAACAACAUUCAAUCUAAUUUGUGCUUACAAUAAUAGAAUUACUCCAAUUCCCACACUUCGUACCGUUCGUUUUAUCUCGUCUUCACGCGAGUUAUUGGAUACGGAAGCAGACGUUUCGCGAGCAAUCCAUGUGCAAAGAUGUCGUCCACAGCUGAUCUGCGAACCUGUCCCAUGAACGGACAUCAAACGAAUGGUACCGCUUCGGUGGCCACCGGUAAUGGUGCCAUUUCGCGGGAUGAGUUUCUUGCCACCUUCAAGCGUCCCGAUCUGCCUUCAAGAUGUACCUGGGCGGCCAAUACAGACGAGCCGAGCCCACACCACCACAAGCCUCUAACCCCACGGCCUAAGGUGAUGCAAACGAUCCUGGAAGCUGUCGGAAACACACCACUGGUCAAGCUGGAUAAAAUUGCGAAGGCUGCCAACCUGAAAUGCAAUCUUUACGGCAAAUGCGAAUUCCUUAGUCCAGGAGGGUCGGUCAAAGAUCGCAUAGGACUACGCAUGAUCGAGGAAGCGGAACGCAAGGGUCUCCUUAAGCCAGGCUGUAGCAUCAUCGAGCCGACCUCGGGCAACACCGGUAUCGGGCUCGCGAUGGGAGCAGCCGUGAAAGGGUACAAAUGCGUCAUCGUCAUGCCGGAGAAAAUGUCCAACGAAAAGGUGGACACACUGAAAGCCCUAGGGGCCACGGUAAUCCGAACCCCAACGGAGGCCGCUUUCGAUUCGCCCGAAGGUUUGAUCGCUGUGGCACAGAAACUGCAGCAGGAGAUCCCCGAUUCGAUCGUACUGAAUCAGUAUACGAACGCAGGUAAUCCGUUGGCGCAUUACGAUGGAACUGGAGCAGAGAUUUUUGAUCAGCUGAACGGAAUGGUCGACAUGGUGGUAGUGGGUGCUGGUACGGGUGGAACCGUUGCCGGCAUAGGCAGGAAACUCAAGGAACUGAAAUCAGACUGUAUCAUCGUGGGGGCAGAUCCGGAAGGAUCGAUUCUAGCUGAGCCUGAAGAACUCAACAAAUCGGACGUUUCGUUCUACGAAGUAGAAGGUGUGGGUUAUGAUUUCAUUCCGACCGUGCUGGACCGUAGCGUUGUAGAUCGCUGGAUAAAAUUUAAUGACAAGGCUGCUCUGCCAAUGGCCCGAAGACUGAUCGCUGAGGAGGGAUUACUCUGCGGAGGUAGCAGUGGGGGAAACGUGGCCGCGGCUCUGCUAGCCGCCAAAGAUUUGGAAGUGGGCCAAAACUGUGUGAUCAUUCUGCCCGACAACAUUCGGAACUACCUGAGCAAGUUUGUUUCGGAUAACUGGAUGGAAGCACGUGACUUCAAAGAAUCAGUCAAUGUUCACAAUCAUAAAUGGUGGAACAACAAGAUUUCUCAACUCAGCCUUCGCACGCCAAUAACCGUAGGAACCGAUGUAUGCCUCCAGAAAGUGAUGAACAUCAUGAAAAACAACUCUGUGAACCAACUGCCCGUUAUCGAUAAUAACGAAGCAAUAGUUGGGGUUGUUUCUAUGCCGAAUCUAAUGGGCAAACUUCUGAACCGGCUAGCUAAGCCAACUGAUCCCGUUUCGAGGGCAAUUUUCAAGCAGUUCGUUAAAAUCGAUCAGAACGAUCACGUGGGUCACGCAUCCCGCAUCCUAGAGAAGGAUCCCUUCGUUCUGGUGGUGCACAAGGAGAAGAAAUAUACUGACGAGGAGAACUUCCAGCUCAAAGAAAAAGUAAUUGGAAUCCUAACACAGAAGGACAUGCUGGAGUACAUCUCGAACGCGGAGAAUCUCACUAAUGGUGUUUAGUUUUAAUGUCAAGAGACCGUUGCGUGCCUCCUUAUCAGCAUUUAAACUUUAGGAACGAUGCGAAAAAUUAUGACUCAACAUAUUAAAUAAUAUUGAACAAUUAUCUCGUAUUGAAUCUUAUCAAUAAAAUUUUACAACCCUGAA
Toxorhynchites rutilus septentrionalis is the source of this 2006-nucleotide messenger RNA. RefSeq names its product cystathionine beta-synthase-like. The record is from RefSeq and is a predicted model, not a curated record. Gene Ontology annotation, molecular function: cystathionine beta-synthase activity; cysteine synthase activity. The transcript is spliced from 5 exons. Lineage: Eukaryota; Metazoa; Arthropoda; Insecta; Diptera; Culicidae. Gene Ontology annotation, cellular component: cytoplasm. The coding region runs from base 222 to 1862 and encodes 546 amino acids.